UUUGGUCUUCAUUAUACAUUUGAGACUAAUGUGAAUCUUGCAGGUUUUUGUGAUGCUGAUUGGGCAGGUUGCUUAGAUGACAGACACAGCACAUCGGGUGGUUGCUUUUUCUUGGGAAACAACGUGGUCUCAUGGCAUAGCAAGAAACAAAACUGUGUUUCUCUAUCCACAGCAGAAGCUGAAUACAUUGCACUAGGUAGCUGUUGCACUCAACUCCUUUGGAUGCGACAAAUGCUUUUUGACUACGGUAUCAUCUCUUCUUCCAUGCUUGUUCAUUGUGCUAACAUGAGUGCUAUAAAUCUCUCUAAAAAUCCAGUUCAGCAUUCACGUACUAAACACGUGGAUAUAAGACAUCACUUUGUGAGAGAGUUGGUGGAAAUGAGGAUUGUGAUUUUAGAGCAUGUACCAACAGAGAAACAACUUGCUGAUCUCUUUACCAAACCAUUGGAUUACAACACCUUUCUUGGUCUUAGAAAGGCGUUGGGAAUCAUGGAACUCUGAUUAAGACCUGAAGAAGGGGGAAGAGUAACUAUAAGUUUUUGAUUGACUCUGUACGUCGAUGCUACUCCCCCACUAACACCUUGAGUCAACAAGUUCCGCUGUGUAAGUUCGUUUAUCUGACUCUGUUUAACUCUCUUUUCUGAUUCACUGGUGAAGGGCACUCACCUUGAACUGAGAUGUUACCCCAUUUCACGUUUGAGGUAUUGAUCACUGCCUGGAUUGAAUGAGGAAACACAUAAGAGGGUGAGUGUUACAUAAGGAUAAACGUGUGUCACACGAAAAGGUCAAGAAAUAAGACUCGUGUGCAGUCUCAUGAAAGAGGUGUGUUACUCAACAAAGAAAUCAAUCGUGAACAAGGCCUGGAAUGAUAGAUACUCGUGAUGGAGCUGGGUGUUACCCCACUUUGCCUCUAAUCUCGAUCACUGUCCUGACUAGGCAGGCAUGUUACCAAUCUCUUGGGAUAAAUGUUUCGGAGCAGGGUGUCACUCCACUCUGUCUCUGGAUUCCAUCUCUUUCCUAACAAUGAAGUUGUGUAUUCAUUGCUUGUGAACUGAUGAAACGUGGUUGUUUGUGAAGAUGGAGAGGCAGACGCACAAGAUACCUAACAUGUGUUUCCAGACUGUACAGAAGAGUGUGAAAAACAGAGUUGGGGUUAACUGAAUGAACACAGCAGAAUCUCGUUUGUGACAGCUACUCUGCUGAGAAAUAGCUACAGACUUGGGUUGACUCAUUGAUUUCAUUUAUAAAAGUUUUGGUAGCUAGAUGUGUGGCUAAAUCGUUCUUCGGUGACUUUACCCCCGAGAUGCAGGCAUCAUGUUCAUAGAUGCCUAUGUGUAUAUGCUGGUUAUGUUACGGGACUUGCUCAUAUCACAAUUCACAUGACUCCUCUGCUCUUAUACGACUGUAAGUGAAGUCUGUGCUCCUGGUUACAUGUGUGUAUAACGCAUCAGUUUUAUUGCUUUACACACAGGGUUUUAUUUAUGAUUAUUUAAUUCAAUAAAUGGAACUUGAUUUGGGACUAAUGCUUUAAAUUGAGUGGAAUUAGGGUUUUCCGUGUCACCCCCAAAAACAGCUUCCGCCACAUCUCUUCUUCUCUCCAAAGUCGAAACAUGCAACCUUCCCGCAGAAGCUCUCUAUUGUCUGAGAAAGUUACAUCUGCGCCGGUUUCCUCCUCCGCUGAGCCCUCUGAAUCUUCUCGAAAACGAGUCCGCAAGCAGCGCCGAGAAACAACACCGUCACCAUCGUCACCACCUGCUGCAGUUACCUCUUCCUUUGAUGACGAGGUUGAAGCUUUCCAACCCAAGGAACCACGCUAUCAAGCAAGUCGUGCCUCUUUCCAGGCACGAAAUCAGGAGAAUCCCGAUUUGCUUCGCUCGCACAUCACACCGGUCUCGAGUCGGUUUGUCACAAGCAAUGCAGCUGAAAGGUAUGAAAAGUUGGCUCCCCGAGGCUUCGUGAUUCAACAAAGGUUAGAUGUGAAUGAUGAGAACUUGUCUGAUGUGAAAAGAGUGGUAGUUAGGUCCGGACUGAUCUAUACUCUAAUUGACUGCGAUUUGUUUCACCCAAAUGUCGUGAAAGAGUUCAUUGCGAAUCUGAGAGCUGCUGAGAAUAGAGAGGAUGGCAUUGCUGUAUUUCUUCAUGGAUCUAUGGUAGAUUUCUCACCUACACUGAUCAAUGAUCUGUAUCUGAUUCCGGGAUUUGAAGAGGAUCUUGACUACAUGACUGCUGACAUCGACGUGUUGUGCUCGUUUCUGACCGAUAAUCGAUUGCAACGUUGGGAAGACAUGAGCUCCAAAUACCUAACUCGGACAAAUCAGGUGCUCUACAAGCUCGUGUGCUCCAACUGGAUACCUACGACUAACUACACUUCAAUGAAUCAGGAGCGACUCAAGUUCCUCUACAUGCUUCAUCAUCACAGGAGUUUUGAUUUUGGUCAGUCCGUUUAUGAUCAGAUCAUCAGUUUUUCAGCUAACGUUAACACUGACAAGUCUCGGAGGAUCAUCUUCCCUACGCUGAUUCAACAAGUCAUUGACUAUCAAUGAACUGUGUUGUCUUUUGAAGAAGAUGAUGAGUACACAGGAUAUCCGAAGCUCGUUGUCAAAGACAUCAAGGCAGGUCGAGGACAGGGUGCUGAUGCUCGGUCUGUGGAUCUUUUGGCUGACAUUGAGCGAACCAUAGCUGAUCUGAAAAACAUUCGGAUUCGCUUGAGGAGUAAGGGUGUCAUACUUGUAGUCAUUCCUUGAAUUUUAUGAGUCUCUAAUCUUGUUUUAUCUUAAUGUGCAUCUACUCAGGGGGAGAAUACCCGCAGUACACACAACAGCCUUCACGGGAUGAGGAGGUUGUAAUGGAGCAGGACAGUGAUCAGAGUGAGAGUUUCUGAGCGAAUGGAACUCUGUAGUGAGAGUUUCUGAGUGAAUGAAAGUCUGUAGUGUUUACGAUGUUGCUAUGUUGCUUGGAUGUUGCUUCAUAUGUUCUUUUGAAUUAAUAUGGCUGUGUAAUCUGACACUCUUAAGCUUAUCAAUAUGUUGUGUUUCUGGUUUCUUGAAUUUCAAAUUUGUUCAAUACAGGGGGAGAAUGAGAGACUGUGAUUCAAUAAUGCAGGGGGAGAUGCGAUCAUGAGAUGGUGGCUAGAAGAGCUUGUAUUGACUCACUGAGAACAGCACUACAUUAGCAAGACUUUGUUCUGUGCGUACGACAGGCUCUGAUCCUGUGCUAUUGGCGACAGCGAUAUCUAGUUGAUGUUAGGACAGCUGGUUCUAAGUUGAGUAGAGUGUCACAUUCAGAUAAAAAGGGGGAGAAUGUAAGCUCAAGAUUGUGAGCGUGUUCGAGCUGAGCUAAGAGUGUGUUACACAGUGCGGUGAUUGUGUAACAUAGUAUGAAGAGUUUGUUACGAGUGAUGACGUGUCACAAACUUAUGGAAAUAGAAGAUAUUGCUUCAACGUGAAGCAAAGAAGAUCUUCUAGUUUGCAAGAUUUUAGGAAAUAGAAUAUUGUCUUUUUCGUGUCUACUUAAUGAGAUAAUCUAAAAGAGUUUUAGGUCAAGUGUUAAGUGAGAAAAAGCUAGAACAAGAGGUUUGUUCUUGUCGGCUACAGAGAUCAAGUAACAGAUGUUUAGCUUGGGUCUUUGUGAUUUAGAUUAGAAACUGGUCUGUCGCUAGUCGUGUGUGACUGAGCAUAAAUCAGAUUAAACAGAUCUAUGAGAUUGUUUAAAAGGUUUCUAAUAUACAAGAAAGUGUUCUUGAAAUCUCUUGUGUGUGAGUUAUAAUUUGGGUGUCUCUGAACUUUCAGAGAGUGUCACGGAGAGUUCUAUCCAGCCUCCUAAACAUAGCAAGAGUGGUGUCAGAGAUGCUGUUGCGCAGCAUGUUGUUCUUUUCUUCCCAAAUGAUAAAAUAUCUCCACCUGAACCGUGAGUCUCUUAAGGAUCGAAGACAAUCCUGGCAAGGCUGAGAAAGCAUUAAGCAGAGGAGAGCUUGCCAAUCAGAAAGCAUGAGAAACGGUACGGCUGGCCAAGAAGAGUCAAAACGAUAUCCCACAGCUGAGAUGAGACAUCACAAUGAAGAACAAAUGGUCUUUAGUUUAUGCAUUAGUACCGCAUAAACAUUAAGCUGUUACACCACCUCCAUCGGAGGCUUUAAUAACAGGUCCUAAAGAAAAAAACCAAAAAAAUUAAAUGAAAAAUGAGUUAAAAGAAGAGAACGGUGUCUAAUAUGACACUUUUAGAAAUGAUAAGCACCCUAUACGUGCUUCUUUGUUAUUGGCUAAUGUUUUCUCUCUGUUUCUCUUCCUCUUCGUCGAUGUUGGAGAAACAAGAGCCUGAAUCGUCAUCAUCGGAGGAGGCGCAAGCUGUGACUCCGUGGGUCGUCUCCGGUAAUGUCGAUUACGGGAAGGUGAUCGAAAAGUUCGGCUGCGAUAGGAUAGACGAGUCGCUGAUUUGCGUGUUUGAUGAUUCGGUUUUUUUGUGUGUGUUUGAUGAUUCGGUUUUUGAUUUGCAUUGAUGGGGAUGUUAAAAGUUAUGUUCUUUUGGCUGAGUGAGGAUGAAUGGGUUGAACAAAGUAACCAGGAGAGGGGAGAACAAAGUAACCAGGACUCUUGGGUCUCGGGAAUUCAUGCGAUACUACAAACAGAAGCCACCACCAUCUUCUCAGAAACACAUUGUCGACUCUCUAGCCACGAGGUUUGUUUCCUGUGAUAAGGGUUCGUCAGUUUCGUUAAAGCUCCAGACUUUAUGUUUUCAAUUGCCUCUGACGACACAGAACGCUUAAGGUUCUCCUCCUCUCUUUUCUCAAAUCUGGGUUGUAUUUGCUACAAGUAUUGGUUUUUGGUGAUAAGGGUUCGUCAGUUUCGUUAAAGUUUCAGACUUUUUAUUUGCAUUUUCCCUUGAUUUGAUCUUUUGGAGCUCAACUGCGUUUAUAUGGUUGGUGAUGUAUAGUGGUGGUUAAUCAAGUAAGUGUUCACGCUGGUGUGUAGGAGACAGUUUGAUUUGGCGAAUAGGGAAGCAAUGGAUGAAUCUGCAGAAUGGCGGAGAAUGUUUGACUGUGAAGCUGAGAAAGCUUCUAACUGUAACUCAGAGCUGGCACUGCAUUGCUCAGUAAGAUAGAGACACUAAAACAAGAGCUGGAAGCUUCAAGGUUAAAGUGCCGUUCAAGAGAGGCACCCCAUUAGAUUGGUUUUCUGUAGUAGACAUCCAGCGUUUGAUAUUAGCUCUCGCUCAUUCAGCUGCUGGUAAGAAAAUCUUAAACAUUUCAUUCUCAUGUAUAACAGUUGUUGUAGUAGACGAUUUGUAGGCUCUUUUUGGAACAAUCAUACUAGCAAUACCUGUAAUAUACAUCAUCAUUUUCAUCA
Molecule: messenger RNA, 5342 nt
Organism: Brassica napus (rape)
Lineage: Eukaryota; Viridiplantae; Streptophyta; Magnoliopsida; Brassicales; Brassicaceae
Exons: 2
Coding region: 1611-2543 (310 amino acids)
Source: RefSeq, a predicted model, not a curated record